Molecule: messenger RNA, 3742 nt
Organism: Otolemur garnettii (small-eared galago)
Lineage: Eukaryota; Metazoa; Chordata; Mammalia; Primates; Galagidae
Gene: SLC38A7
Product: solute carrier family 38 member 7
Exons: 11
Coding region: 545-1936 (463 amino acids)
Biological process (GO): amino acid transmembrane transport
Molecular function (GO): L-methionine transmembrane transporter activity; L-serine transmembrane transporter activity; L-histidine transmembrane transporter activity
Source: RefSeq, a predicted model, not a curated record
UGGCACACCUCUCGCAGUGCUGCCUACCCCUUUUUCCGUCACAAGCUGUACUGGGAACCCCUUGCAGCUGGGAUCUGAGGGGCCUGAAUCUUUGGCCUGAGCAUGUGGGCACCAGCCUUCUAGUUCUGGCUCUGCUAACCGCAGUAACCUUAAUCUAACCUCUUCCCCUCUGUGGGCUCAUUUCCUAUCUGAUCUGGCACUCCUUACUAUGAGAUAGACUUAGAGCUGUUUAGUUCCGUGCACUCUGCUGAAACCAGCCCAGAAACAGCCCAAACUCAUUUCUCUGCUGACAGCAGGUUUUAGAUUAUGUCUUGAGAUAAAAAGAAAUUGUGGCCAGAAAGGGAAGUGAGGAGAAUCAGAUCCCAGAGCUGGGAAGGAGACAGAGCACCCCUUCUCUUCCAUAGCCAGUGGAGUGGAAAGGGCCGGUUGAGAAGAGCCCUCUGAGGAUAAUAGCCUGGAACAGAUAGGUGUUCUCUCCACUCCCUGGGAGAUGUGUUCAUGAGGCAGAACCUGCAGACCCUCAGGGAAGAGGGCUCUUAGGGCCAUGGCCCAGGGCAGCAUCAACAGUGACCACAGUGAGUGGGGCUUCAGCUCAGAUGCUGGGGAGCGUGCCCGGCUGCUGCAGAGUCCCUGUGUGGACACAGCCCCCAAGAGUGAGUGGGAGGCCCCUUCUGGGGGUCCAGGCAGAGGCACCACUUCUACACUUGGGGCUGUCUUCAUCGUCGUCAAUGCCUGCCUGGGUGCAGGGCUACUCAACUUUCCAGCAGCCUUCAGCACUGCUGGGGGCAUAGCAGCUGGCAUCGCACUGCAAAUGGGCAUGUUAGUUUUCAUCAUCAGUGGCCUUGUCAUCCUGGCCUACUGCUCCCAGGCCAGCAACGAGAGGACCUACCAGGAGGUGGUGUGGGCCGUAUGCGGCAAGCUGACAGGUGUGCUGUGUGAGGUGACCAUCGCCAUAUACACCUUCGGCACCUGCAUCGCCUUCCUCAUCAUCAUUGGGGACCAGCAGGACAAGAUUAUAGCUGUGAUGGCCAAGGAGCCUGAGGGGGCCAACAGCGGCCCCUGGUACACAGACCGCAAGUUCACCAUCAGCCUCACUGCCAUCCUCUUCAUCCUGCCCCUGUCCAUCCCCAGGGAGAUCGGCUUCCAGAAAUAUGCCAGCUUCCUGAGUGUUGUGGGUACCUGGUACGUCACUGCCAUCAUUAUCAUCAAAUAUAUCUGGCCAGAUAAAGAGAUGACCCCAGGGGACAUUCUGACCAGGCCGGCUUCUUGGAUGGCUGUGUUCAAUGCCAUGCCCACCAUCUGCUUUGGAUUUCAGUGUCACGUGAGUAGUGUGCCCGUCUUCAACAGCAUGCACCAGCCUGAGAUAAAGACCUGGGGUGGGGUGGUGACAGCUGCCAUGGUCAUCGCCCUUGCUGUCUACAUGGGCACAGGCAUCUGUGGCUUCUUGACCUUUGGAGCGUCUGUGGACCCUGACGUGCUCCUUUCCUACCCCUCUGAAGACAUGGCUGUGGCUGUUGCCCGAGCCUUCAUCAUACUGAGCGUGCUCACUUCCUACCCUAUCCUGCACUUCUGUGGGCGGGCGGUGGUUGAAGGCCUGUGGCUACGCUACCAGGGGAUGCCAGUGGAGGAGGAUGUGGGGCGGGAGCAGAGGCGGCGAGUGCUGCAAACGCUGGUCUGGUUCCUGCUCACCCUGCUGUUGGCGCUCUUCAUCCCUGACAUCGGCAAGGUCAUCUCAGUCAUUGGGGGCCUAGCCGCCUGCUUCAUCUUCGUCUUCCCAGGGCUGUGCCUCAUUCAAGCCAAACUCUCUGAGAUGGAGGAAGUCAAACCAGCCAGCUGGUGGGUGCUGGUCAGCUACGGAGUCCUCUUGGUCACCCUGGGAGCCUUCAUCUUCGGCCAGACCACAGCCAACGCCAUCUUUGUGGAUGUCUUGGCAUAACCACUGCCUCUCAGGGAACACAAGGCCUUUGUCAUUGGACCUAGAAACCCAUCUCUUAGAGCUGUGGGAGUACUCUAUCUCCACCAUAGUUCCAACUGGUAGGAUGACAUCUGGACAUCCUUCUCCUGGAACAGCUCUGGGGUAAAAUCAGGCCCCACAACUUUAGGCAUCUCAAAUCCAGCUGUCUUCUACUUCCCAGUCCUGGCAAUGUCAUGGGUGGUGGCAGGAGGUCUCCUGUCACAGAGGAACCUUUCUCCUCUCCUAGCUCUCAGCUUCUUCAUGCCUGGAACCCAUGAUGAAGAGGACAGUGGGUCUCAGAAGAGAGACCUCAGUCUGACUUCCCUCUGGUCAUGGGUUAUAGACAAAAGGUCACUGUCCUUCACAGAGCAGCUUGUCCUGAAUAGGGGCUGUGCUGAUUAACUGGGGCCAGCGGUGGCUUCCUCUAGGAUCUAGCAAUGUCCAAAGUCAUAUGGAAAGGCAGAGGCAGGUGGAUUCAGGCCUGGUCCACUCCAUAUCGGGAGUUCCACCCUGUUUCUUUCUCCAAACCUGAUGGUCCAGGCUGGGUAUCCCUGUCCCCCUCCUCCCCAGGCAUCACCAAGUCUAAUGUUUACAAACAGUGCCAGCCCGGCUCUGAAGCCAGGGGCCGUCACGUGCCACGGUGCUGUGAGUAUUCUUCCAUUAACUUUCCCCACGGAGUUGAUGGGGGAGUCUGCUUUUCUCAGAUUCCAGACGGGUCCCUUUUUACAGAGGCUCCAGGGUGGGUGAUAGAGAAAGCUGGGAACCUGUCAAACCUUCCAGGCAAGCUGGACUGGCCAGGAUCAAGGUGAACCUCUUUAACACCUUCUUCAGUGACUGCUUUUCUUCUCCCUUCCUUCCUCCCUCCCUCCUCCCCUGCCAAAUCUAGCCUGAUAACCCAGAGAGAAGAAAGGCAGCUGGGUUGUCACUGAUGGGCAACAUUUCAGCCUGUCACGCUGGCCUGGAAGUUUCUCUUCUAAUCUGGAUCUCGUCUGUUCCUUUCUUCUCCCUCUUAACUUCCCUACCCCAGUGCUCUGUGUAGCUAAGUCUCCCACUCACCUAAGUUGGAAGCUGAAGACAACAAAUCCUCUCACAACUUCCUCGGCACCAUACGUCUGUUAGUCCUGGCCUUCACAGCCUUUUAGUCACAUUGAGGUCACACCUGGAUGUUAUUCCUAGCAAGGUGAAGACAAACACUGUACCCCCCAUACUCCUGCUGCCCCUCAGCUCAUUUUGGCCAAUCCCAGGCACCAAUCCAGGCUUCCUCUUCCACCUGGAUGCCCAGCAUUUCCUUGGCCCUCCUGCCAAAAUCUGUAUACUAGGGGUGCCCUGAAGCCCACCACUCAGGGCAGUCCAAUCUAAGAAGCAGUGGCUGGUUGGGGGCCGGUUAGGGUUCUGCUUGGUCUCUGGACGAGAUGAACUGCCUUUUCUCAUAACCCAUCUUGGUGCCUGAUCAUCUCUGCCCCUGGGGCCAGGUUUUCCUGCAUAGCACCAGGCCCUGCCAGCCCCCAUCCCUGACAAGGCUAGGAGGACAACCUAGUGGUAGCACUGACUGCACAGUCUCCUGGCACUGUGUUUCAGGGGUGGGAGGAUGAGAGGGGAGUCGUUGCACAGAGAGACCAUCAGAAAAAGGAGCUGGAAUCUCACCUCUUGGCUAACCUCAGGGCCUCCCCCCAACUCCCCACCAUCCUUUCCUCUGUCUUCUCUGUCUGGAUAGUUUCACUGUUUAUUUUCUACUUGUGCACACUUGGAAAAGGGAAGAUGGUUAAUAAAAGGGACUUGUGCUGCUGA